GACUCCAAGAUCUUUCAUCGUCGGCUUACCAUAACGAAUUAUCUAAAGGAAAGGAUGGAUUUUAUUUUCAUGAUUUUUCGUGCACCACGACAAACGCAAUCAAAAAUUGGUAUGAUUUGAAGAAAAAAAAAUCCAAGGAGGAAGACCUGAAAUUAGAGCUUUAUUAUUCCUCACAACAUUUUGAAAGUUUUAUCGCAUACUUAUACGGGCUUCCUUUGCAAUAUAAAAGGAUGGACAAUUUGUUCGUGUUUGCAUACUUGGCCCUCAAGUUUCGCGUGCCUGAGUUAACGGAAUAUUGCGAGAAUUUGUUAAUCCGAAUGUGGGACAGAAGGAUGUGGAGAAUCACACUGAAGGUUAGCAAAUGGUUAGGACUUCAUAAGUUGCGAUCGGAAAUCUUGAAAUUCUUGUGGGCCAAAGGUGUGGAGAAACUGUUCAGUUCCCGUGUUGCAAAAUUUCUAAAGGAAGAUGACAUCAAAGAUAUAAUUAAGUUGGCAGAAGCCGAAAAGAAAAAAAUUCAAACUUUGGAAAAUGAAGAGGAAUAUGAAGACCAGGAUGAAGAGGAGUCUGAAGGAGAGAAAGGAGUCGAGGAUGACGAAAGGAAAAGUGUUGGGAAAAUUACGAAGGUGAUUUCGAAUGAAGAGGAGGACGACGAGGGGAAGGAUACGCACAAUUAUUACUGUUAUCAUAAUCGAGUUUGUCGCGAAGAUAGAGGAGUUGGAGAUGCUACGACUUCAAAUUAUGAAAAUAAAAAAAUACGCAAAGGAUCAAAACGUAAGAAUGACAAGAAUGUACAUGGUUCAAAGUUCAUUGCAACACCUGGAGAUGAACACAACAAAAAUGUUCGUGGAAAAUCGAGCUAUCAAAGAAACCCUGUGGCAGUAUAUCGCAAAGAAGAGCUGUCAAGGUUUAAAAGGGGAAGAGGUGUAAAAAGGUUUUUUCCUAUUCCGGAACCUUCUUACGGAAACAAAUUUUUGAAGAAUAGUGGGUACGUCAAAACAGCCACGCCAUCUGAUGACUAUUACGGAGAUUACGAAGUUCCGUACAAAGGAUCAAGACGCGUAAAGGGUAAUGCAUCGACAUCCGACGAAAUUUCAUACGAAAUAUUGCAUGAUAGGUUGAAGCACGUUAUUCCAUCCGAAGACGAUAAUGAUGUGGAUUCUGACGUUCCGCAAAAAAGGUCGAACAGUGGACGAUGGAGAAGAAAUGAAAAGGUGCUCACUAAUGACAAUGAGGAGGAUUCUGUUAAUGCGAAGUUCAUUGUUUCCACCGACUCCUCUGAUCGUCAUAUUUCAAGUAAUAAAGGAAAAAGAAAAGUUGAUAAAAUUCUCGCCACUUGCGAGCAGUAUAAUUGUGAUGAUGGCAGCCCAUCACGUAAAAAACAAAAACCUAGAUAUUUCAAUGAUCUCACGACAUCAGAAGAUGACAGCGAGGGUUAUUACGAUGAUGAAACCUCGCCGUCGCCACCUCCUCCAAAAAAAAGUUUUAGAAGAUUUGGUGGAGGCGAUGGAAAAAAUCCAAAUAGCUUGUCAAACAAAAAUGUUCAUAACAUCGAAUUGAGAAGAAGCCGCAUUAAUCUAUUAGAUAUCGAUCCAGAAGGGAAAAUCGAAAAGUUUUUCGUCCCACAAUCAAACCGCGAAAAGAGCGGAAAAUUUGGAAAGAGUUCCAUUGUACCGCUACGCAAAGGUGGGUGGAACAGAAAAAGCAAAUCAAUUGGUACUCCACGUGAAGACGAGAUUCUCGAAGAAUGCAAUGACGUUGAACAGUCAACGAAUUCAAACAUUGUCCUACCAUCGGAAUUCCAUAAUACCGUGAUCUCCAAGUUUAAACCAUCCAUUAGGACCGAUAGGUCAAAAAGAAAAUCGUUGGAUGGUUAUGGCUCACGAUCAAAAUGA
Molecule: messenger RNA, 1892 nt
Organism: Acaulospora colombiana
Lineage: Eukaryota; Fungi; Glomeromycota; Glomeromycetes; Diversisporales; Acaulosporaceae
Source: the annotation of a GenBank genome assembly